Medioppia subpectinata is the source of this 1054-nucleotide messenger RNA. NCBI's taxonomy places the organism in Eukaryota, Metazoa, Arthropoda, Arachnida, Sarcoptiformes, Oppiidae. The record is from the annotation of a GenBank genome assembly.
AUUUACAUUCAAACAAAUUCUCACGAAAAACAUAAAACUAUAACUUAAUUAAAUAUUUAAAACCAUGUUUAAACAAUCGCUGGCCAUUGUAUUACUGAUCGCCUAUCAGUGCGAAUGCGAGUUUGAUUACAGCCAGUACUGGCCGGGAGGCAAAACAACCGGCGCUCCCAUUGUGUUGGAGUGUGGGGUCGGACUCAUACCAAUCAACGGCGAGAAUAACGGCACACGCGAUGCGGCGCCGGGAGAGGUGGCCUUCCAGGUGUCCCUCCAGAAGAAGGUCAGUGGAAAGUGGGCGCACGCAUGCGGUGGGGUUGUGGCCACCAAUGGCUUUGUCUUGACCACAGCCAGCUGUGUCGGCGGAUCAAACACCGAGGCGUUCACGCGCUCAGAGGCCGGUAACGUGAACCUAACGAAAGGCGGGUGGACUCGUAGACGCCGGGCCUCAUACCCGGGCCAACAGCAACCGGGCGUACAGUACACCAUGAAGAGCACGAUUCACCCCGAUUACGACGAGAUCACUCUGGCCAACAACGUGGCACUCGUAGGGUUGGCCCAACCGUUUGACGUUCAGGCGGCCGCCGGUGCCAUAAACACCGUAUGUCUGCCCGAAUCGGCCGAAGAGGAUCACUCCGAGGACCAGCACUACGUGAGCGGUUGGGGUGCCAUCGAUGGUGUCGUCGAGUUUAAGCCCAAACUACAGAUAGUAAAGGCCAAUGUGGUUGAGUGCGAACCGUCGGCCACAGCGUUGGCCAACCAGUUGUGUGUUGUCCAGGAUUUGGACGACUCGGUCGAGGACUGUGUGGGAGACUUCGGUGGCCCACUGUUUGCCACAAAUGGCAACACAUCCACACUCAUUGGUCUCUACUCUUCGGGCACCGGUUGUAGCGCUAAUAAUACGGCCAAAUUCAUCGAUGUUAAACCGUAUGUGACCUGGAUCAAAGACAACUCCAAACCCACCUAUGGAAAAUAGAGUCAAAUGAUUUUAUAACAAUUUUACAUUAUUUAUAAAAAAUGACAUCUUUAUUUUAGUUAGAUAUCAAGUAUUUUAUAUAAA